Messenger RNA from Conger conger (European conger), 992 nucleotides. Its product is annotated as diacylglycerol O-acyltransferase 2-like. Gene Ontology annotation, molecular function: diacylglycerol O-acyltransferase activity. Lineage: Eukaryota; Metazoa; Chordata; Actinopteri; Anguilliformes; Congridae. Gene Ontology annotation, biological process: triglyceride biosynthetic process. Gene Ontology annotation, cellular component: endoplasmic reticulum membrane. The coding region runs from base 1 to 537 and encodes 178 amino acids. The transcript is spliced from 5 exons. The record is from RefSeq and is a predicted model, not a curated record.
AUGACUCGUGGAGGCAUCUGUCUGGUGAACCGAAACUCCAUCGAAUACAUCCUGUCCCGGAACGGAACGGGCAAUGCCGUGGUCAUUGUUGUUGGGGGAGCGGCAGAGUCCCUGAACUGCGCUCCCAGCAUGAAUUCUGUCACCCUGAAGAACCGCAAGGUAUUUGUGAAAUUGGCCCUGCAACAGGGGGCUGACCUGGUGCCUGUGUACUCGUUUGGGGAGAACGAGGUCUACAAGCAGCUGAUCUUCGAGGAGGGCACGUGGUGGCGGCUGGCUCAGAGGAGACUGCAGGAGUUGCUGGGGUUCGCAAUCUGCUUGUUCCACCUGGGGCCUGUGACCUUCACCUGGGGCCUGGUGCCUUACUGUAAACCCAUCACCACUGUCGUUGGAGAGCCCAUCACCGUGCCUAAGAUCGAGGAGCCCAGCCAGGAAGUGGUGGACCAGUACCAUGCCAUGUACAUCAGCUCUCUGGUUAAACUCUUCGACGAGUACAAGGUCCGCUUCGCCCAGAAGCAUAGCGUCCUAGAGGUCCAGUGAGAUGGGGCUUUUGGACCUCCGACAGAGAAUUGUACUGCCUAGCUCAAACACCCCCCCCCCCCCCCAUUCAAGUGCCUGGCUGAGAUCUGGCAGCAUUGUGGCAAGCAAGGAGGCUUCCCUCUUAUUGAAACAGAGCAUAAUAAAUAUAUAAAAUUAAUCAUAAUUUGUUAUUCAGCCAGAUGCUUUUAUCCAGAGGGAUUUACAGUUGAUUAGACUAAGCCCCCCAGGAACAAUGCAGGGUUAAGGGCCUUGCUCAAGGGGCCAACAGCUGCACAGAUCUUAUCGUGGCUACACUGGGGAUCGAACCACCAACCUCCCGGCGCCCAUUGAAGUACCUUAGCCGCUAGGCUACUCUUUUAUCGCUCUCUAAUAUCCUGAUCCUCCUGGGCUGCCGAGUGAUGGGGCUGUUGCAGUGUAUCCACAGCAACAAGGGUGAUUGGAAUAGAUGGGGAACA